This is a messenger RNA of Fragaria vesca subsp. vesca, 1935 nucleotides long. RefSeq names its product protein FAR1-RELATED SEQUENCE 5-like. NCBI's taxonomy places the organism in Eukaryota, Viridiplantae, Streptophyta, Magnoliopsida, Rosales, Rosaceae. Gene Ontology annotation, biological process: regulation of DNA-templated transcription. The record is from RefSeq and is a predicted model, not a curated record. Gene Ontology annotation, molecular function: zinc ion binding. The transcript has 3 exons. Bases 1 to 1935 code for a protein of 644 amino acids.
AUGGAAAUUAUAUCAGAGGAACUGAUGUUAUUCCGAGGAGAUACCCAGAUGGCAUAUAUCCCUGAUGUUGAAGAUGGUAUGAAACCAAAAGCCGAGCAACGAUUCGAUUCAUUAGAUGCGGUGUACAAGUUUUACAAUGAUUAUGCACGUAAGGCUGGAUUUAGUGUCAGAAAAAGCAAGGAGACAAAGAAGAAUGGAAUGGUAAAUUGGAAAAGAUAUGUAUGUUUUAAAGAAGGGGAGACGGAUGAGACAUGGAGAAAUAACAAUGAAGUUGAGGAAAGAGACCGUAGGAAUACUCGAACAGGGUGCAAUGCAAAAUUAACCCAAUUCGCACUAUUCGAGACACAAGCUGGUGGACAUAAAAAUGUUGGCUGCAUUGAAAGGGAUUUAAGAAAUGCGGUGCGAGAUGAGAGAGAAAAAGUUAAGGGGCAUGAUAUAGACAUUUUGUAUGAACACUUCAAAGCUGAGCAAGAGAAGGAUCCUGAUUUCUUUUUUGAAUUUCACACUGAUGAAGAGCAAAGGCUUGUCAGAUGUUUCUGGGUUGAUUCAACUGCAAAAAGAGCAUAUUCACAUUUUGGUGAUGUGGUUGUAUUUGAUACGACAUACAACACCAAUCGUUACAAGAUGAUUUUUGCUCCUUUUGUAGGCGUGAACCACCAUGGGCAGACCACAGUUUUUGGAUGUGCAUUUUUGAGUGAUGAGACUUUUGAUUCAUUUGUCUGGUUGUUGAACACUUGGCUUGCAGCAAUGCCUAGAGGUGCCCCGAAUGUUAUUAUCACUGAUCAAGAUCAAGCAAUGUCGAAGGCAAUUGCUCAUGUUUUGCCAAACACAUUUCAUAGGUAUUGUAUAUGGCAUAUUUUGAAGAAAUUUCCAGAGAAAACUAAUGCAGCUUUUAUGAAAAAUUACUAUGAGUUUUUCAAGAAAUGCAUAUGGGAUUCAGAGUGUCCAGAAGAAUUUGAGAAGAGAUGGUUUGAAGAAUUGGAAAAUAGUGAACAAACAAAUAAUGAAUGGUUGGGAAAGAUGUAUGAGUUGCGUGAAAAGUGGAUUCCAGCAUAUGUCAAGAAGUACUUUUCAGCAGGGAUGUCAAGCAGCCAGAGAGUGGAAUCUGAACAUGCAUUCUUUAAGCGUUAUUGUAGUAAAGAAAACAGCUUGAUGGAUUUUGCCACACGUUUCAAUAGGGCAGUUGCUCAUCAGAGACAUGAAGAAUUGGUUGAAGACCAUAAAGAUUUGAAUGAGACACCUAUUUUAAAGCUAGGGAUGCCAAUGGAGGUCCAAAUGGUUCAUUUGUAUACUAAAAAGUACUUUCAGUACUUUCAAGUUCAGCUUCAUGAUGGUAAUGGCUAUUUUGUAGAUGUCGUAAUGGAGGAUGACAUUCGUUGUGUUUACAAAACUAAAAGGGUGUUUGCUAAAAACCUUAGAAUGCGGACGCUUGUACAUGAUAAGGUAUCAAACAUAGUGACAUGCAGUUGUAGAAUGUUUGAGUUUGAAGGUAUCCCUUGUAGACAUAUUUUGGUUUUGUUACGACUGAAACACAUUAUGGAGUUGCCCAAAGAUUAUAUAUUGAGAAGAUGGACAAGGUUUUCAAGAGUUCAUAAACAAACAAGUCAAGGCCAACAUGGUGCAGAUAGUUCAUUGAUAAUGAGACACAAUGGUAUGUUCAAAAUUGCUUCCAGCUUAAUUGAUGAGGCUGCUAUUUCAACUGAGGGGACUGAACUUGUGAAGAAGUCAUUUGAAGGGCUAUUGGAGCAAAUUAAGAAGCUAAAUCUUUCUGUUGGGCAAUCUUCUACAAAAAAUUCCACAGCUGGAACUUCUCAAGAAAAUCGUUUCCUGGAUCCUUUUCAAGUGAAGACUAAAGGCAGUGGAUUACGCCUAACAUCAUGGAGAGAUAGGAAAGGAAAAGUCAGACGUCGCUCUGUCAAAGGUCGUAGAAGAUGA